This is a messenger RNA of Podospora pseudopauciseta, 2776 nucleotides long. RefSeq lists its product as uncharacterized. The record is from RefSeq and is a predicted model, not a curated record. Lineage: Eukaryota; Fungi; Ascomycota; Sordariomycetes; Sordariales; Podosporaceae. The transcript is spliced from 6 exons. The coding region runs from base 1408 to 2388 and encodes 326 amino acids. Gene Ontology annotation, molecular function: acyltransferase activity, transferring groups other than amino-acyl groups.
CUGUCUUCGACUGGACAAGCUCUUAUCAUGACAGGGCGACUUACAGGACCAUUUGAUGGCCAACUUUCCACUCAAACACCGGUGGGACCCGAUGCUCGGAUCAGCACAGUCCCCCCAGUCCCCUAGUCCGUCUAACUUGGCAUGUGCAGCUGAACCGCUAGGAAUUGGACUCUUGAGCCUGGGGACAAGGACCCUGUUCGUCAACAGGAUGCUGUACAGGUUGCAUCUCGUGCAGGCUUCAUUGGAUAGCGAGUUUGGACGAAGGCGAGAUCCCAACCCCCACCUUUGACCGACGUUGGGGAUGCCGGCGCUGCCGUUGCUUCAUGGUUCCGUCCUUGGGACCUCCCUGGUUUCCCCCGGUCUGUGGGCAGUCGUUGGCAGCCAAUGGAUACGCCCGCCCCGUUGUCCGGGACCUUCAACGGAACCAUUCCCGACAAUUUCCUAUUCCCUAACAGAGAGAUACGGACUUGUGUUGUCUGGUGACUGGGUGGACUGGGGAGACCUUCUCCGGCUCUCUGCGGUGUGAGUGCUCACACAUGGGGAGCCCACCGUUCCCCUACAUGCAUGUCCUCGUGGGCGUGGUUUUGCUGUCUACAUAUUCAAGGUGCCUACCUGCCACUUCGUCGCCUUCUUGGAUUCUUCGUCAGAACUACCACUACCCCAGAGUUGAUCCAGUACAACACACCCCCGUAUUAUCCAAGUCUACUUAAAAGUCCCCCAUUCAGGGGGGCAAUUUAGCAUCAAGGGCACGCACACACACUACGCGCUGUUGCCAUUGUCUUGCCUGUUGUUUGUUUGUUCGAUCUUGUAGUUGUUGCUGUGUUGCUGCUGUUGUUGUCUUGUUUGCUUCUUCUUGCACAACGACCAUAACCUGCUACCGCUGCUACUACCACCACUCAGACUACUAGGACAUUCCCUACCAGGACUCGUCCCAUCCAGUCAUUUUGCCACUCCCACUACCCAAUCUAUCACCAUCAACCCAUCUUACACAGCCCACGCCAAGAAACCCCAAACAACAAUCAUCCAUCCUCUCUCCGGCCGACUGGUACUUACACAUAUACAAACACUUUCCCCCCCAACCUAUCUCUUGUCGUCUUUUUAUUCUUACGUGUAACGAGACAUUCGAGAACAACAAUAGCCGCUCUUCGAAGAUAACCUAUACAGCCGGGUCUUGGUCAAGACCUUUUCUUCGAUUACACUUUUACCUCCUCUGUUUUUACAAGCCAACGGAGCCAGGACAGCUCUAAAGACCACAUUGAUGUCUGCUGAUUUGCGAACCGCACUUAAUUGCCUCCGCCACCCGUCCAGGUUUAUGCCCGUCUCGAGAAGUCAGCUUUCGAGAGUCCAUACGGGUGAUAGUAUACAAAAUAUAUCAGAUACAUAAAUUGAACGAGACGUUAGCCCAGCAUGGCGACGUCAACCACCACCACCACCACAACAACAACAACCACGACCUCCAACCCCUCCGCCACGACCAUUCCACUCUCCACCUCAUCAACAACAACAAACAGUGGUGGGAAUGGCAGCAGUAGUGGCGUGAAAGUCCUCGCAACACUCACCAAACGCUCCCUCCUCCCCGCAGCCUGGAACACCCAAGUGCGCACCGUCCAAACCCACGAAUGCCGCGAGGCGGCCCUCAGUCUCGCGCACGCGUUUCAGGCGGAUGACUACGCGAGGUAUCUGGUGGAUAUCGAGAGCAACCCCGCUGUUGAAUCCCCUCUUUCCAACGAUGAUUCCGCCACCACAUCUGGAGGGGUGACAUUCACAUGGGCUGGUUUCGGCGGCGAGGCGAAGGGACGACAGGGCAAGGGUGCGGCGGAAGACAAAUGGAACCUUCACGUCGAUAUCCUGACUUACACCGUCGCCUCUCACUGCAUUGGCGGGGGGCUUGUGACGACGGUGGGGGAGGAUUUUGAUAGUGUUGCUCUUUGGGUACCACCCAACCCACCCCCCUCCCUCGACAGCUACCUAACCCACUUCCGCUCUGGGCUCUGGCGUCUGCACUUCCAACUCUGCGCUGAAGGCCGUCGCCGUCUCUUUGAUGAGAUCCUCCCUCUGCUUCACGACACCAAGCGGGAGGUCUUGGGCCCGGAGAAGGAGAAUGAUGCUUGGUAUUUGGUUUACUUGGGCACUAAACCGAGAUCUCAGGGGAGGGGCUUGGGGGGACGGUUGCUGAGGGAUGGGAUGAUGAGGGCGGAUAGAGAGGGGAGGCAGAUGUACCUUGAGUCGAGCUCGGCGGUGAAUAAUGAGUAUUACAAGAAGUUUGGGUUUGAGAUCAAGAAGGAGAUUUAUUUGAAGAGGGGGAGGUGGCCGGUUAGGUUGACUAUCAUGGUGCGGGAGCCGGGCGCGACGGGGAAGGGGAGGAGGGUUGGCAAGGUUGUUGGUUGAUUUGGAAAAGAGAGGAAGGGAUGGUUUCUGGUGCGUCUGAAUUUUCUGUUUUUGUUCUGUUUGUUUUUGGAUGUUUGAUGCUGGUUGAUCAACUCAACCUAUGGUGAUUUUUGACCAAGUUUGAAAGGGGGUCGUUUGCUUACAUGUAUCGCCAUACUCAACAUAUGGCUCGCAGAUUGACUUUUUGUUUAUUUGGCUAAUUGGUCUUGGAUUCUUGUUUGAGAUGAUGUUUUGCGCUCUUUACGACUGUUAGGUCAGAUCUACCUAGAUAGUAGCUAUAAUCCACCGAACAACUGCAAUGAUCCCUCAGUAGCCCUAAAUCAGAAUGCCAUGGGAAUUGUACGUACUCUACAGGAGACAAAUCAAAGCAAUCAGUCAAAUAACUGGC